AUGUUUCUGUACCCUCAUGACCGACAAGACCCAGCGACCACUUGGUCACUGCGGCAGUGGGUUCGAGAGGCACAGCGAUUAUGUGGCCAAGAGGACCAAUUAGCCUUCAUCAAGUCCUCACUGCGUGUGUAUCCUCUGCCACCAUUCCGGGAGACACUCAGACAGAAUACGCACCUCCGAGGCCUGGCCUAUGACAAUAAUUGGAAUGUCAAGAUACCCCUCCAUCACGUACCCAACGUCCCACUUGGUAAAGUGGCUGAGCGAGGCAUUGUCCGUGUUCACUUUCCCCGCAUGUUUCAGAGGGACAUUGCUCGGGUCAUCAGUCCUGACAACCUUGCAAAAUUCUAUGAUGAUGGAGUCCUCAAGGCUGCUCGCGCUGUCCUCGGCAACAUGGCAAACCAUUGGCCGCGAUCAUAUGAGCAUGCCAUGACGCUGUACCGAGACAACAAAGGCCAACUUCAUUGGGGUUCACUCGAUGUUCCCGACCAUCUUCUUGAUGCAUUCUCAACCACACUCCGUACAUCCCUUGAUGAGAUUGGAGGAGUGUUCAGUGGUGCCUACUUCAGUCAUGAGCUGCGAGGGUGGAAAGGAAGUACCGUGCACGAGUCAUUCUCUCGUGCUGAGCGGGAGCUGGGCUUGGCGGCAAUGACAGGUAUCCUGGACCUCACCAAGAUCAAUCAAGCAGAGUGGGUUGUUGAUGUCGCACUCGAGUAUGGAGUUCCUGGUCAUGUUGUUGCUUGGCGCAAGCUUGGACAUGACCAGCUCCUGGACCAGGUUGCACCACAGCUGCCAGACAUAGAAGGCUUUCUCCGCUCCACAGUCAAGAUGGAUCCAGUCAUGCUGUCUCAUGAUUUGGCCGGGUUCCGAGUGGACUUCAGGCAGAGGGACAGAACUCCCAUUCUGUACAUGCAAGUCUACCACACUGAGAAGGCCCUUCACUAUGCCAAUCACAAGAAUCUUUAUUCGGAGCAGUUCCCAUCUGUGCUACUGUCCCCUGACUCAUAUCACAAGGUCCUCAAUGGCUUAGCAAGGAUUAGUGAGGGGAUGAUGGCUGCAGCUGGUGGUGAUGGGAGACAGGCCUCUGAAGGUUGUGCGCGUGUUGAACUUCGCAUGCCUUUGUCCUUGGGCAUCGACACACUAUCCGCCCCAUUCUCGGUUGCAACUGUACGACAUUGCCUUGCAAAAGUAGCUGCAAGGGACUGGUGGCUAUGGAAAUAUUACAGAUUGGCAGCUUGCUACAUGGUUCUCGAUAACCAUUUGUCCUUACCGGCACAAGUUAGAUGUCAACCAACCGUGCUGACCCUUGGGGCAGCAGCCAUGUGGAUAUGGUAUGGCUGCUUUCGCACACCAUGGAUGAAGGCUUGGGACUUGAUGGCCGGCGCCACUUACCAGCUGCCUGAAGAAGGUGAUGAAAAUGUUGACUACCCCCAGGAUGCACAGAAUCCCAUUCCAGCAAUGCUAUCACUCGGCAUGUUCUACCUCUGCGAUGUUGUCUGGGACACUGGGAGCUACUGCUAUCGCAUUCCGUCAACGGGGCUUAUAAACACAGAGCUUCUCGGGCGAGUCUACGGCCAGGCUGACCUACCAGAAGUGACCCGCAUACUCACCUUCAAUGCCAGCAAGACUGGAGCCGAGCGAGGCUCAGGAAAAGUCAACCCCACGCGGAACAAUAAUCAUGCCAGACGAGGACCACCGGCGGUGGAUCUGCUGCGAGACGAAGGCCGACCACUACCAACCUUGCCACAGCCACACUUACUGGCAGGGGCUCGGACGCGGCCCCCUGUCAGGCCCGAAGGGGAAGACAUUGACACGAUUGUGGAGCAGGGGGGAGGAGCAGUCAACGGAGAGAUUCUGGGGGUGACUGAACCAAGACCAGCUGUUGAUGUUGCGGUCCGGGUGCAGAAGAUCCUGGACCAGCUCUUUCUGGACGUGAUUGGCAUGGCUCCGAACAGGAAGGGCACCCAUGGAAUGAGCUACCUGAGCAUUCCAAAAGAGAUCCGUACAGAGGAGGCAACCGAAGCACUCUUCAAGACUGCCCGACUACCGUUCAAUCAGUGCCUCUACAAGAUCGUUACACCUCAGCAGUGGGAACUUAGAUGGAAGCACUUAUUCCCAUCCGAGAGAAGGGUGAAGGGUCAGAACUACCUGAAGGCCGAAUACUGGAGGGAAUAUUGGAUACUAAUGUCAUCUGUGGAAAGCAGCGUUCAAGAGCGCAUUCGGACUACUCUACGCAUGAAGCUGGAUGAACUGUGGUGGCUACCGUGGACCGAGGUAGAGAAGAUGUGGGUGUCGAAGAAAUCAGACAACAUGGAGCCACUCCCUCGGAACAGUACUGGUGGGGGACCCUGGAUUGCCAUGAAUCCAAGAUUUGCGCGCGAGUACCAUGACAAGCCAAAGCUACGAGGAGAAGAUACAUUUUCAAGAGGGGCAGUGAGGGAAGAGGAGGAAGAAAGCGAGUGA
Molecule: messenger RNA, 2460 nt
Organism: Gloeophyllum trabeum ATCC 11539
Lineage: Eukaryota; Fungi; Basidiomycota; Agaricomycetes; Gloeophyllales; Gloeophyllaceae
Exons: 4
Coding region: 1-2460 (819 amino acids)
Source: RefSeq, a predicted model, not a curated record